GUUCACAGGGCACGCAGAGGUCGUGUUGUGCUUUUGCUUAUAGCUCGUAUAUAUUUUUUUUUUAGCCAGCUGGGAAUCGUCGUGAUGUGAUGGCUUUCCUGAGUUUGUUCCUGAGAAGGCAGCUGCCGCCGGCAGUGUGUCACUUGGCCCGGACGGUGAAGCUGCUCCGGCCUCCCUGCGCCGGAGCGCCGCUGCGGAGGCUGCACGGCUCGGCCCGGCUGCGGCUCACAGAGAAGGGAGGACCGUGGGGGAAGAGCCGAGGGCCGGAGCAGCAGUACCAGCUCUCAGACCUCGACAAGGCGGACGCUUUGAUGCUGAGAAAGUCCCACGAGACAGGAUUCCUCUCGUGGUUCAGGAACGGUCUGCUGGCAACUGGGAUCGGAGUCAUCGCAUUUGUCCAGAGCGAAGUGGGGCGAGAAGCAGGAUAUGCCUUCUUCAUCCUGGGAGGUGUGUGUGUGUCGUUUGGCGGCGCCUCGUACAUUGGCAGCCUCUUUGCCUUGCGGAGGAUGAUGCUGCUGUCUGUGCCAGCGCUGCUGGCCCAAAGCAUCACGGUGGCCAGCGUCGCCCUCUUCUGGCUCUGCGCGGUAUCCCUAUACAUCGGCCGCUUGGAGGUGGAGAUCAUCCACGAGGGAGAGGAGGAGGAGGGGGAGGAUGAGGAUGAGUGCCGGGAGUGCCGCGAGAGACGUGAGCAUCGGGGUUACCGAGGAUCCCACGACAGCAGACAUCAGAACAGUGAGGACAGUGACAGCAAGGGGCCCAAAAAGUAGAGAUGUUGGACGGUGUGUGUGUGUGUGUGUGUGUGUGUGUGUGUGUGUGUGUGUGUGUGUGUGUGUUGCUUUAAUUCAGGGCUUCCCUUAUAUGUGUGAGCGCAUGAGAGUGAGUCUAUGAAGAUACAGACCUGUUCAUUGUUUUUUUUUUGAUGUAAAGAUUAUUGUUUAGGAGGAGAAAGACUUUGACGUUUUCUGGAAAAUUGGUCAGAAAAUGCUGACGUUUUGGUAGUUUGACCACAUUCACUUCUGGUGAAUAAAUCAGCCUUUUUUGUAAGAUUUCUUAUCAGAUAUAGUCAAAACUGCUGCAUGUACAUUAUCAUCGGUCUGAAAUGUCUUAAUUACAUCCUCACAUUUACAGACACACUGCAAAGACUUUCUAAAACACUGUAUGCAAUCAUUUUAGGCCAGCAGUUGAACUGUUGGUUGUUGUUUGUUUUAUGAUGUUAUUCAACAUAAAUAACUGCAAAUGAUUACUUGAAGUUUUCAUUAAAGUCUUGAAUAACAAUAAGCUGGUUGUCGUAUGCUGUGAGAAAGAAUGAACAUGCCAUGUGCAUGUUUCAGGCCUGUUUUUUUCUGUUUUUCAUUUCAUUGAUAAAGGCUUGGGUUUUUUUAUACAGAGGUUUAAACCACCCCGUGAAGUCUUUUUUUUUAUUUUGUUUUGUAAGAGAAAUAGCACUUUUGUCAUUUUUUUGUUUCUCACCAGACUUCUUUUAGAUCUUUUGAAUUUCACAUCAGUUGGUCGUCACUUCACUACAACUGCUGUUUUAAUUGGUGUUAAGAAAAGUUGAUUGUGUGGAAAAGUUGAGUUUGUGUGCUUGAAUUUGGGUUCACUGUUGUUUACUUUUGUUUGUGUGCACCACUUUCAGUACACUCUGCGGUACAUACAGUAAUAAAGUUAGAAGAAAUCCAUGCUGAUAGUCAA
Messenger RNA from Plectropomus leopardus (leopard coralgrouper), 1692 nucleotides. RefSeq names its product transmembrane protein 160 (gene tmem160). NCBI's taxonomy places the organism in Eukaryota, Metazoa, Chordata, Actinopteri, Perciformes, Serranidae. The record is from RefSeq and is a predicted model, not a curated record.